AUGGUGUUUGCGGCGUACCGAGCCAUGAGGCUCAUGAAGGAUCAGAAAGAUAGAAAAUUCGUCAUUUUAACCCAACCUACCUUAAAUCCCGAACCUGUUGAAGACAGACCUUCAUUCAGAAACUACAGAGCGGUUGAUUUCAUCGCUGCGGGUAAAAUAGUAAAACCAGAAAAGAUGAAAAUCUACGUUUCUGGGACUAAAUUUUACGCGAACACGUCAACUUUUACAAAUUAUCCGGACACACUGCUAGGAAGCUCGGACAGAGAGACCCACUUUAGCAAACAACUGGGCUGUUUUUUCUUUGACAGGAACAGGAAAGCGUUUAAAGCCAUCCUGAACUGGUACACCACCGGGGUUCUGGAGUGUCCCAAGUCGAUGGAAGUUUGGGAGUUUGAGCGAGAGUUACAGUUCUUCAGAAUCAACGCUAAAAACGGUACUGUAGCUAAUCCGCCGGUGAUCCACAAGAUCCGGCCCAACAAGAACUGGCCGGAGUGGCAGAGGAAGGUUUACUACGUGGUAGCAGAGCCGGGUGACGAUCUCAAGUCUAAAGUAUGGGCGGUACUCGACACAGUCUUCAUAUUGUGUUCUAUAGUGUUCUUUGUAGCUGAAACUGAGCCCUAUUUUAAAGAAACGCUUACACAUCCAGAAUCACUUACGUAUGCUAUUUUCUUCUGGGGGGAUUCCAUCUGUGUCACCUUCUUCCUGUUCGACUUCAUUGUCCGCAUGUUGGUUUGGCCACACAAACCGGAUUUCUUCAAAUCGCUACUUAACUGGCUGGACUUCCUGGCUAUCCUCCCGUUCUUCGUGAUGAUAACCACCAAUUAUCUGACAGUAAAUGAUGACCAUACCGCCGAUAAUCUGACAGGCAAUGAGGGUAAUUACACCAUUGCUGCUGAUCAGGUGGCUGAACCAGCAGACAAGGGACAGAUCGUGGCGCUGAAAGUGCUGCGUCUCAUGCGAGUAAUCCGACUAUUAAAACUGGCUAAACACAGCGAGCAGCUGGUACUGAUUAUGACGGUGGUGAGGAGAAGUGGUAAUGAGAUGAGCAUCAUGGCCCUCCUCUGGAUAAUCUCCACUAUUACAUUCGGCUCCAUCAUGUUCUACGCGGAGGGCGAGCACCCAGACACGGACAUGCCUUCCAUCACAGCUUCCUGCUGGUGGACUAUAGCUACCAUGUCUACUGUAGGGUACGGGGACAAGGCUCCUAAGACUAACCUGGGGAGGUGUCUGGGGUCGUGUGUGGUGUUGGUUUCCAUGGUAUUCAUGGCGCUGCCCAUGACACUUAUUGUUGGCAAGUUCAGUGCUGCGUAUGAUGAGAUGUCCAAUAAUGAGGAGGAGGAAGGGACGAAUGCAGAGGACAAGAAGGAGGAAGGGACGAAUGCAGAGGACAAGAAGGAGGAGAAAGGGACGAAUGCAGAGGACAAGAAGAAGGAAGGGACGAAUGCAGAGGACAAGAAGGAGGAGAAAGGGACGAAUGCAGAGGACAAGAAGGAGGAAGGGACGAAUGCAGAGGACAAGAAGGAGGAGGAAGGGACGAAUGCAGUAGAGGACAAGAAGAAGGAAAAUGGUUGA
Molecule: messenger RNA, 1572 nt
Organism: Bolinopsis microptera
Lineage: Eukaryota; Metazoa; Ctenophora; Tentaculata; Lobata; Bolinopsidae
Product: potassium voltage-gated channel subfamily C member 1-like
Exons: 1
Coding region: 1-1572 (523 amino acids)
Biological process (GO): protein homooligomerization; potassium ion transmembrane transport
Cellular component (GO): membrane
Molecular function (GO): voltage-gated potassium channel activity
Source: RefSeq, a predicted model, not a curated record